Molecule: messenger RNA, 2596 nt
Organism: Juglans microcarpa x Juglans regia
Lineage: Eukaryota; Viridiplantae; Streptophyta; Magnoliopsida; Fagales; Juglandaceae
Product: pyrophosphate-energized vacuolar membrane proton pump 1
Exons: 8
Coding region: 142-2433 (763 amino acids)
Biological process (GO): proton transmembrane transport
Cellular component (GO): membrane
Molecular function (GO): inorganic diphosphate phosphatase activity; diphosphate hydrolysis-driven proton transmembrane transporter activity
Source: RefSeq, a predicted model, not a curated record
CCGAGCCGCACCUAUACAGCUCCGCUCUGUGUGACUCUCCCACUCUUUUUACCUCUUCCGUAGUCUCUUCAUUUCUGUUCUGUGUUUAGCCGAGGCUCUGCAUUUUCCGGCGUUUAAGUUCACCAGAGAGGGGCUGUGAGAAUGGCAUUGCUCUCUGAGCUUGCAACGGAGAUCGUGAUCCCGGUCUGCGCCUUGGUCGGAAUCGCGUUCUCACUCGUGCAGUGGCUUUUUGUCUCGCGCGUGAAACUCACUCCUGAGCGCAACGCUUCCUCGUCCGCAAACAAGAACGGCUACGGCGACUACCUGAUCGAAGAGGAGGAAGGGAUCAACGACCAGAAUGUCGUCCUCAAGUGCGCAGAGAUUCAGAGCGCCAUCUCUGAAGGAGCGACAUCCUUUCUCUUCACUGAAUAUCAGUAUGUUGGGAUCUUCAUGAUUGCAUUUGCAAUUUUGAUCUUCCUCUUCCUUGGCUCUGUGGAGGGCUUCAGCAUGAAGAACCGUCCCUGCACUUAUGAUUCUCAAAAACUGUGCAAGCCAGCACUUGCAACUGCAAUUUUCAGCACUGUCUCUUUUUUGCUUGGUGGUUUCACCUCAGUUCUGUCCGGUUACCUUGGUAUGAAAAUUGCUACUUAUGCCAAUGCAAGGACUACAUUGGAAGCAAGAAAGGGCGUAGGGAAAGCCUUCAUUACUGCAUUCAGAUCUGGUGCAGUGAUGGGCUUUCUCCUUGCCGCAAAUGGUCUUUUGUUUCUAUACAUUGCCAUUAAUCUUUUUAAGCUUUACUAUGGUGAUGAUUGGGAAGGCCUUUUUGAGGCUAUCACUGGUUAUGGCCUUGGUGGAUCUUCCAUGGCACUCUUUGGAAGAGUUGGCGGCGGUAUUUAUACCAAGGCUGCAGAUGUUGGUGCUGACCUUGUAGGGAAGGUUGAGAGGAAUAUUCCAGAAGAUGAUCCGAGAAACCCAGCUGUGAUCGCGGACAAUGUUGGUGAUAAUGUGGGUGAUAUAGCUGGAAUGGGAUCUGAUCUUUUUGGCUCAUAUGCUGAAUCAUCUUGUGCUGCCCUUGUUGUUGCUUCCAUCUCCUCUUUUGGAAUCAACCACGAUUUCACUGCAAUGUGUUAUCCACUUCUCAUCAGUUCAAUGGGUAUCCUUGUCUGUUUGGUCACGACCCUCUUUGCAACUGAUUUCUUUGAGAUCAAGGCUGUCAAGGAAAUUGAACCAGCACUGAAAAAGCAACUCAUUAUCUCCACUGUUCUCAUGACUGUGGGAAUUGCGAUUGUUAGCUGGAUUGCUCUACCAUCAUCCUUCACAAUUUACAAUUUUGGUGUUCAAAAAGUCGUGAAAAAUUGGGAGCUCUUCUUGUGCGUGUGUGUUGGUCUUUGGGCUGGACUUAUUAUUGGGUUUGUAACAGAAUAUUAUACUAGCAAUGCAUACAGCCCGGUGCAAGAUGUUGCUGAUUCCUGCAGGACUGGAGCGGCCACCAAUGUUAUAUUUGGCCUUGCUUUGGGAUACAAAUCUGUCAUCAUUCCAAUUUUUGCCAUUGCAGUUGGCAUUUUUGUUAGUUUUAGCUUUGCUGCAAUGUAUGGUAUAGCAGUGGCUGCCCUUGGAAUGCUGAGCACCAUUGCUACUGGAUUGGCCAUUGAUGCUUAUGGACCCAUCAGUGACAAUGCUGGAGGCAUUGCUGAGAUGGCAGGCAUGAGCCAUCGAAUCCGUGAGAGAACCGAUGCCCUUGAUGCUGCUGGGAACACCACUGCUGCGAUUGGCAAGGGAUUUGCUAUUGGAUCUGCUGCGCUUGUGUCUUUGGCUCUAUUUGGUGCCUUUGUGAGUCGUGCUGCAAUUUCAACUGUUGACGUACUAACCCCCAAGGUCUUCAUUGGACUGAUUGUGGGUGCCAUGCUUCCUUACUGGUUCUCUGCCAUGACCAUGAAGAGUGUAGGAAGUGCAGCCUUGAAAAUGGUUGAGGAAGUUCGCAGACAAUUCAACACUAUUCCAGGUCUCCUGGAGGGUCAUGCCAAGCCUGACUAUGCUACCUGCGUCAAGAUUUCUACGGAUGCAUCCAUCAAGGAGAUGAUUCCUCCGGGUGCCCUUGUCAUGCUUACACCUCUUAUUGUUGGAACCUUCUUUGGUGUUGAAACGCUAUCUGGUGUUCUGGCUGGUUCACUUGUUUCCGGUGUUCAGAUAGCAAUAUCUGCAUCUAACACUGGUGGUGCAUGGGAUAAUGCAAAGAAGUAUAUUGAGGCUGGUGCCUCGGAGCAUGCAAGGAGCCUUGGCCCAAAGGGUUCUGAGCCACACAAGGCAGCUGUGAUUGGUGACACCAUUGGAGACCCGCUCAAGGACACCUCCGGCCCAUCACUAAACAUCCUCAUUAAGCUCAUGGCAGUCGAGUCUCUGGUGUUUGCUCCUUUCUUUGCCACACACGGUGGCCUGCUUUUCAAGAUCUUCUGAGAGGGUGGGAUCAUGGAUGCGGUGGUUUCCCCGUUUGGAGGGGGGAGUUUAUUUCCAUUUUGCCUUUUUUUUGGGUCUGACUGAAGAGGCUUAUUAACUUGCAGUGUUUGGAUUCAAUUAUGAACUCUUGAGAAUUAAUUUUGGGAAAUGAUUCUUCCGGAUA